Fimicolochytrium jonesii is the source of this 1641-nucleotide messenger RNA. RefSeq lists its product as uncharacterized. The record is from RefSeq and is a predicted model, not a curated record. The transcript has a single exon. Bases 236 to 1258 code for a protein of 340 amino acids. Lineage: Eukaryota; Fungi; Chytridiomycota; Chytridiomycetes; Spizellomycetales; Powellomycetaceae.
GGGAAACCGGCAGGACCCCUCAAUAAAAAAGGCCAAGAGAAAAAGGGGCUCUCUGUGUGCGAGCGGGCUUGACAAUUGACAGCCAGGGGAGGGGGUGUCUGACCAAUGUGGGAUUUUUUAGGCAGCAGGCGGGACGGGAAAGUGUGGGGGGGAAAGAAGCGGGGGGCUGAUGUCCCAUGCUUUAUCACAAGUUGUAUAGUUGUACAGUAUACGGUACGAUAUAGUUGGGGCCUCCAUGGAUGAGCGCCAGGAAUUGACAUCACCCACAGGCAAGAAGGCCCUUUUGGGCUCCGUUGAAGAUGCGGCGGCCUUUGACGAGAGAAUCGGAGAGAUGCCCGCCGUGGAUGGAUGGAUGUGUUGCUAUUCCUUCCGGCGGCCGAUUUCCUCCGGAUCCCGACUGUGCCACCAAACUGACGCAUCCCGACGCGCGUUUCUGCUGCGCUUUCAGAUCAAUGGUCUCCACAAAUACUGCAGUCAAGGUUACCACGAGCUACCGCAACAUCACUUCAACCUUCUUGCUUCCAUCCCUCACGGACACAAAACGAGAGGACUCCACACAAGAGAGGUACCACCUUUGCUUUGGCAGCUGUCUUACUCACCGAAACACCCGGCAGACAUGCUCCCGCUCUGCCCGACUCCAAAUUACCUUCGCAGCUAUCUGCGCUCGACGGAGAGGCUUGUACGGCUCCCGAUCUUCCCAACCUCGAAAUACCUUCGCAGUCGUCAUCUCGCGACAGCAUAUUUCGAUAUGCUGCGCAAUCACGACGUCGACACCCGUAGCACCUACCGCCGCAUGUCUCUUGAGCAGAGAAUUGCGCUUUUCGGUGCGGUGCUCCCUAAUAUGCAAGUUUCCUUUGUGCAAAAAACGAAUGAGGCGUUGCGGCGAAUCCUCGCACCCCCCAUUGCCGAACGCGCAGCCAGAAUUCGCAUGGCAAGUGGUGACAACCCAGACGCAGCGAAACCGCACCCGGCAACGGAACGAAGUGCACAGUCCGCGAGGGAGAGCGACGGACGGCGGAUUGUUAUUCCGGAACCACACGAAACAUCACUGUCCGUCGCGUGCGCUUUAGGGCGAAUUCUUGAUAGCGCACAAGUGCCGUACGCCAUCGGCGGCGCCCUAUCUUUUGGUUUUUGGGCAGUUCCCCGAACGACUUUCGCCGUUGAUUUCAACUAUUUUACCGUCCCUGACGAUGCCGGCCAAAUGCUCAAAGCAAUCGAAGAGCAUGCACCAAUAACUGAUGAGUACGGCGUAGUUUGAAAUCUACGGCCAUUCCGUGUGACGGGCCGAUUAUUCGUUUCUGGUGGAAAGGAACCAAAAUCGAGGCGUUCGGUCCAACUAUACCUGUAUUUUCCCAACAAGCCCUCGAACGUGCUCGGAGAGUGAACGUACACGGCACCUCUCUCUCGGUGCUCUCCGCUGAAGCGAUCGCCGUCUUCAAAUUGAUUUUUGGCCGCCCGAAAGACUGGGUGGACUUGCAGGCGCUUAUCGACUCAAACCCUGAUCUGGACAAGCAGUACAUUCGUGAUACAAUCCUCAUGAUCUUUGACGACAACCCGGAACUUCCCGCAAUCGUCUUUCGUUGGGAUGAGAUUGCGCAGCAUGGACCGGUAAUGAGGAUGUAGCCCCGUGGCCACGGAAAA